ACUCAUUAAACUGUGUUGUGUGUAUCACUGUGCUGUAACACAUGCAUGGAAUGCAGUUCUUCCAACUGAAAUAUGUCUUUCUGACAAUUUUAAGUAUUUCAAUGCAGCAUUGUUUACGUCCGUGUUCAUCUGGCAGCAUUCGUCCCUCUCUCUGCUGGUGCUCUGCUGCAUAUUUCUGCCACCUGCAUUAGUGGAAUAGUGUGAAACCAGUGACAGGACUGUAUAUCAUCCACAUGCAUCCACAUCCUCGUGCACAUGCACAAGAUAAACACGUAGGGCCACCUACAGGUCUUAAACUCCCCAAGCAAUUUUUAACCGCGUUACUUCCAGUUGCAUCACAUUUUCCAUCACCUAUAAAUAACUUAAAGCGAGUGUGUACUAUUUAGAAGAACGUAUACACAGAAAUUGAAUAUAUUGUCCAUAACUAUGUGUUCAUAUAUGUAUAAUCACCUGCAACAAAGAACCAAUGUUUUGUUCGUCAGCUUUGAAUGAGUUGAAUAUAGUUACAUUAGGGGGACCCGACUUCCGUGGAAAUCGCCAUGCUUGAUUACGUUUGCACAAAACGAUCCAGAAUACGACGCAUUCGCGUUGAAUUUCCAGCGCUGCCGGAAACCGGAAAUGGAAUCAGUGGUGCACCACCAAAAAUUAGCUCAGGUGGUUGCGGUAGCAACUUUACCACCAGAAGCCGCCAGGGAAGUACAAAAAUGACACACUGGGGCUUUAAAGUGGCAAUAAGUUUCACAUCAGAUCCCUUCACCCAAGACAAUUACACUUUGUACGUCCUGUCCGUUGACUAUCAGUAUAAAGACCCAUGUGUAUCUGUGCUUUUAGACAAUUACAAAGGUGAUAAACUGCAAUGUGAAGACUAUGGCCAAGAUGUGCAAAAUAUUCCUUCCAGGCAUGGCAAACAGGUUUCCUGCCCAUGUUUUCUUCAUUACAUAGGGAAAGGAGUGAUCGUGAACAUUUCGUCUGGCAUUGCCUGUAUUCCAUUUCCCAUGUACACCCUAUACGCUGCGUCCAAGGUGUUUGUGGAAAGAUUUUCUCAAGGUCUUCAAGCUGAAUACAAAGAUAAAGGGAUUAUUAUACAGACAGUGGCUCCAUUCGGGGUCUCCACUCGAAUGGCUGCAUACCAACAAACCAACAUAGUGACAUCUUCACCAGAGGACUUUGUGAAAAGCUCCCUGCAGUACCUCCGAGCCGGAGACAAAACACACGGCAGUGUCUGUCACACAGUCAUGGGCUGGUUACUGCAGUCUAUUCCUCUCCAGGUUAUCUAUGCAGAAUCUGUGUUAAGCAGCCUCCAAGACUAUAUCAAGAAGAAAACCGGGUACGAGGCAUCCAUCCCUGAAUCAAGUCCAACUUUCAAAAUACAGUUAAAUGAACAGGAAGAGUAAUUUACACUCAUUUGGCUCAAAUACUUGUGCAGUAAAUACAAUUAUAAUUAUGGAACAGGUCUUCAGAAAGCUAUAUUUUCUGUUUCUCAUGAAUGGUCUAACUUGUUUACGUAUUAAUAAUGGGCAUUGUAGCAGUGUAGUAGUCCUUGUGUGGUUUUAACAUUAUGGGUAAACCAGCCUCAGGAAAGCACCUUAUAUUUUUGAUUAUUAAUGUUAGUAGGGUUUGAUACCAGCGGCUUGUUUUGUUGGUGAAAUUAACUGUAUUUGCAAUUCAGCAGCAUGAUGCCCCCAAAGAAGCACACUUUCAUAACUCUGUGGCAGUGACACGCAAAUGUCCCUGAAAUGUAUUUUUUGGAUCUUAUUUACUUCGUCAUUUGGUCAAUCUAUCUGCCCCAUUUUAUUUGAAGAGUUGAUAUGAGUCUUUCAAAGGUGAAAUGAAAACCGUGUGUGUGUGUGUGUGUGUGUGUGUGUGUGUGUGUGUGUGUGUGUGCGCGUGCGCGUGCGCGCACACUGUUCCCCAUAGUCAUAAAUCUUACGGAAUAAGAAUAUUGGUGAUAAUGAGUCUGGCGCCUGAAAGGAGCUGUCCAAUUCUGUUAUUCACACACACAGACACACACACACACACACACAUGCACACACACACACACACCUGUUACUGUCAUUAGCAUCCUCCUUCCCGCUCUGACAUGGAGGAAACAUUCGAUCAGAUGAGUACACCAGGCGACUUAGCCAUGGUGUCAGUCACAGUUCUGAUUUCCAGAAAAAACGGUUGAUGGUGGAAGUGAAUUGAUGCGCCUCCGUACUUGGCGCCUGAGAAAUGGGAAUACCCCCGGAGACCUGCGUUGGACAUCCUGCUGCGUUUGACAUCCUGCUGCUUACAGGAGGAUGUACGGUGUUUAAAGCAAAGGUUCCCAUAUCUGUGCACGCACAUAUGCAGAAGCAGACACACAGAGCUAUUUGAAUUAGUAUGUGCUACCGAGAUGUUUGACUGAAAAGAGCCACUAAUCACGGGUUGACCAGGCUGUUUAGACAGCUGUGAUGAACGAUCCUCCCCAUGAGAGAUAGUGCAGGCAGUAGGAAAAGGGUGUGUGUGUGUGUUUGAGAGAGAGAGAGAGAGAGAGAGGAGGUCAGGGUGACCCUGAGCUCAGAUGAUUCAUGCCUGGCCUGACUGUUUGAACAAGGCAAUGGAUAUGUCAUAAUCACACAUGAAUAAAAGUCUAAGCUCAUUUGAUGAUUAAUGAGACAGUUACAGAACAUUGGCCACAAUCCAAACAACAAAACCAGCUAAAAGUCUAUUGGUCUGCAAAUUAUUAGUGGCCCAUAGUGAUAAAAGGAAAAUGCAAUCAUGUAUGCUUUUUGUUUAUCUGGAAUUCUGAACCAUAAUAUUUAAUAAGAUAAUUUACUUCCUUAGGCAGGGUUAAUAAUAUUUGUUAGUCUUUUUAAUCUGUUGUAUGUUUUUUUUGUCUGUUUUCCUCUCAAUAUUAAUAUUUAUGUGAACAGUACAUUUCUGAAUGCACUCCUAUACAUAGAUUGGUUUGAAAUAUGGGUUUAUAUAAAUAUAUAUAUGUGUGUGUAAGUAUUUGGAAACUUUGAGAUCUUAACUUCAAUUUUAUAUAAAAAUAGUCCCGUUGAACAGUAUUUGGCUGCACAGCAUGAAUUUGUACUCAUUGUCCCACAUCAGCGAGAUAGUGGGGUUGAAGCAAACACGUUUCUGAAACAUCAACCCAUCCAUCAUCAGCUAUGAUAAAUUAUUAUUAUUCAUCCUUGAAUCAUAAUAUGACCUUGGGCGUUUUCAUUGGAAGCAUAAACAUCGUAUCAGUGUGAUUAUGAACUGAUCAGAUAAAAGCACAAAUAAACAAACUGGUGACAAAUACACUUUUUUUUAAAUCUGAAAAAGUACAUUUUAUCUGACACCCUCCCCUUAUUAUAUUCUAAAUGUGUCCCUGGAAUAAACUAAACUGAAAAUUUGAUGCUUGAGCCAUCAGUCCUAAUGCCAUACAUAAUAUCUGGGGCAAAAGAUGCAGCAACUUGGUCUCCAGAGUCCAUUAGGAUGUUAUGUAUAAAAUGUGGUAUUUUUAAGCCAAGCCAAGUCAGUUAUAUUGAUUUCUGGUGACUGUGUAACAUUUUCUAUCUGUAUGUUUCUGUGAGUUACAUUUAUAAAAAAAAUAAAUGCAUUGAUAUCACCUUGAAUCGCAGAAUUUCUCUGACAAGCUUUCUUUACAAAACAUACAACAUUUUUCAUCCGGAGAGCCUACACAUCUCAUGCAUUAUAAAAUCUAAAGCAAGGUUUGUGAGGAUUAAAACCGUGUCCAUGGUGAAUCUCAAUAUGGCCACUAGAGGGCACAAAAGGUUCACACUGCUUUCUGCCUCCUGUCAUUACAUUAUUGCAGGACACACACACACACACACACACACACACACACACACACACACACACACACACACACACACACACACACACACACACACACACA
Molecule: messenger RNA, 3868 nt
Organism: Scophthalmus maximus (turbot)
Lineage: Eukaryota; Metazoa; Chordata; Actinopteri; Pleuronectiformes; Scophthalmidae
Gene: hsd17b3
Product: hydroxysteroid (17-beta) dehydrogenase 3
Exons: 6
Coding region: 540-1394 (284 amino acids)
Cellular component (GO): endoplasmic reticulum
Molecular function (GO): testosterone dehydrogenase (NADP+) activity
Source: RefSeq, a predicted model, not a curated record